Molecule: messenger RNA, 2114 nt
Organism: Penaeus chinensis
Lineage: Eukaryota; Metazoa; Arthropoda; Malacostraca; Decapoda; Penaeidae
Product: probable G-protein coupled receptor Mth-like 1
Exons: 8
Coding region: 218-1942 (574 amino acids)
Biological process (GO): G protein-coupled receptor signaling pathway; cell surface receptor signaling pathway
Cellular component (GO): membrane
Molecular function (GO): G protein-coupled receptor activity
Source: RefSeq, a predicted model, not a curated record
CGUGGUUUAGUCACUCGUUCAGUCGGUCGUGGUCCGUGGUCGUCGACUGAGGUUCCGCCAGUUCCUGUUGGUGUAGCGAUGACUUAGAAUUCCCUCUGACCUUGGACGCGUCUUCGGCUUCUCUCCUUCCCAGGAUUUUUGGUCGAAGAAGGAAUUUUCGAAGGAACAAGAGCCCUCGUUGCCUCCUGGGCGGCGUUUGACGAACUUCCUGGACGCGAUGCCUCUUGGCAUGGGUUUGUGGUGCGCCGUGGCGUUCGCGUGGGCGCUGGCUGCGUCGGCUGCGGGCGAAGAUCCUUUGCCCGUCUACACGGAGGCACUGCGUCUGCCGCGGUGCUGCGCCCACGGACAGGCGCUUGCGACGGACGGGUCCUGCGUCCGCCACCGCCGUGCUGCUUUCACUCCGCAGGUCGUCAUCGAAAAGACCCUGGUGGAGGCGGUCAACGUGGUCAAGGAGCCGCCGACGGCUGUGGUAUGCGCCGCGCAAGGAGGCAGCGAGAUAGUCGUGCCCGUCGUUCGCGGGGAAAUGGUCAUCCUCGCCGACCCCAAGUUUCCCGCGAUCGUGUACUGGAAGCCUCUCGGCGGCCAAGAGCCCGUCCCCAUCAAGGAGUUCUGCGUUGCCGUGCGGGCGCAGGAGGGGACGCAGGAGGACCAGUAUCUCAUCAAAUUCUGCCAACAGAGCCCGGUUGCUCUUCAAACUGUAUGUCAGAGUACCUACUGCUUCAGGAAGUGCUGCCCAGAGGGAAAGAAAAUCAGUGGCACUGGAUGCGUCGACAGUAGCGACCCCUGGCAGGCUGUGUUCUCUUCGAAGGACGACCCCACGGUGACCGUCCCUCCCCAUGCAGACCUGGACGUGGCUUACGGAAUGCCCAAGUGCGGGAACUUUCUGGUCUACGAAGACUUCAGCCUCGGUCCCAAGGGUGACCUGCACAUGCCCGGCGGCGAGUCCUUGCCCCACACCCACUACUGCGUCGAAAGGAUAGACGAGGGGGAAGGCCCGGCGAAGGAUGUUGCGCUUGUCUGCGCCCCCGAAGCUGUAACGUGCGACUGGAACGGUAACAUCCUACAGCCAGUGCUGCUGAGUGUGUCCUGCGUCUUCCUCUGCGUCACGGCCAUCAUCUACCUGUCGGUCCCAGGCCUCAGGAACUCGCUCAACGGCCGCUGCCUCGUCUGCUUCGUUGUGUCCAUGUUCCUCACGUUCCUCACCCUCCUCGUCAUCAGCCGCCACCGAGACGGCUUCGGCAGCUUCCAGUGCGCGUUCUCAGCCCUAUUUUGCCUGACGUUCGUCCUGGCGACGUUCUUCUGGCUGAAUAUCAUAUACUUCCGCAUCUGGUCCGAACUCAGGUCCCCCAGCCAAGACAAGCCUACGACCCGCUCGUUCCUCGCUCUCUGCGCCUACGGCUUCGGCGGCCCUCUGCUGGUGGCGAUGGUGGGUCUUGGGAUGGACCUCGCCGAAGCGGAUGGCAUCAGGCCGAAUUUCGUCCUCCCCUUCUGCUGGUUCAACGCUACAGAUUACAAGUCUCGCUGGGUUUACCAAUACGGCAUUAUCCUGGCACUCCUCAUUGUGAACCUGAUACUCCUAGUGUGGUCUGCUAUCCUCUCGGCAAAGAGGAUGAAGACGUGGCUGACUCACCGAGCAUUAGACAAGAUUCAUGGAAUUCCCCACUUCUUCUGGCUCUUCCUCAUCGUGGGAGUCGCUUGGAUACUUGAAAUCAUUACAUGGCUGGUACCAGGCCAUUGCAAGAUCUGGAUGAUUGUGUUCGAUUCCGUCAACGCCCUACAGGGAGUCUUCGUCUUCCUGGCUUCCGUUGUUUUCAGGAAGGACUUAAAGUUACAAGGCUGGCGAUGGACCCGAGUGCCUACGGACGACCAAGGACCUUCCAGCGGACGGUAUGCGCCAAGCAACGUGGAACUCGAGCAGCCGGCGACUCGAAGUGCCGAGUGAAUCACGGAAUUGCUUCGGUCCGAGCAUGUUUUGUAGUGUUUUCGUCUCUUUUACGAAAGACGUCGUUUUCUCCUUUCUGUAUCUCUUCCGUUCUAUCUUUCUUUUUUUUCAUCUUUUUUUUUCAUCAGAUGUAUUUUAGAUAAAACGGUCUUAUAAUAUAUAUUUUUUUUUU